Oncorhynchus gorbuscha (pink salmon) is the source of this 3669-nucleotide messenger RNA. Its product is annotated as AT-rich interactive domain-containing protein 5B-like. The record is from RefSeq and is a predicted model, not a curated record. Gene Ontology annotation, biological process: regulation of transcription by RNA polymerase II. The annotation marks the transcript as partial. NCBI's taxonomy places the organism in Eukaryota, Metazoa, Chordata, Actinopteri, Salmoniformes, Salmonidae. The transcript has 7 exons. Gene Ontology annotation, molecular function: transcription cis-regulatory region binding. Gene Ontology annotation, cellular component: nucleus.
GCCAGGAUGAUGACAGCAAGAAAGUGCUGGUGAUGAGCUACCCCCAGUACUGUCGUUACCGCUCGGUCCUGGCCCGGCUCAGAGAGCAGCCGUCUGCCCUGCUGACGGACCACACCGUGCUGGCUUUGGGCGGCAUCGCCUCCCAACACGACACCACACGCAUCCUCUACUGCAGGGACACCUUCGAACACCCCACCCUGCUGCAGAAUGAGAGUGUCUGCGAAGAGUUCGCCCCUAACCUGAAGGGUCGGCCACGGAAGAAGAAACUGUCAGUGUCCCAGCGAAGGGACUCCCAGGGCCACAGUCAGGCGCCUCAGGGACCCCAAGAACCCAGCACCCCAGAGAACAAGUCUCACACCAAGAUAAAACCUAACUGCAAGUUGACGGUUCCCACCAGAGGCACAAUGGCCAAACCCAGGAUCUGUAAACAGGCAUCUGUGGAGGAGAAGGUGGAGAGGGAGAAGAAGGAGGAGAAAGAAGAGGACGAAGAAUCAUCAAAGGAGAGUCGUGCAGACGAGCAGGCCUUCCUAGUAGCCCUAUACAAGUACAUGAAAGACAGGGACACACCUAUCGAUAGGAUCCCCUUCCUGGGAUUUAAGCAGAUUAACCUUUGGACUAUGUUUCAAGCUGCUCAGAAACUCGGAGGAUAUGAGUUGAUCACAGUUCGCAGACAGUGGAAAAAUGUAUAUGAUGAGCUGGGUGGAAACCCAGGGAGCACAAGUGCCGCCACAUGCACACGAAGACACUACGAGAGGCUCCUCCUACCCUAUGAGAGGUACACCAAAGGAGAGAAGGACAAACCCCUCCCCUCAGCCAAACCCAAAAAACAGGAGCAUGAGGCCCAAGAGGGGGGUGCCAAACCCAAAGGGGUCACAGCGAAACGACCUAAAGGUGGACUAAACCAGAGACAGGUGGCCAGGAAGGAGAGAGAGAGCGACGACGCAGCAAAAAGCCAGGAGCUCUCACAGGUAUCUGAGGAGAAAGAGGAGAACCAGGAGCCUGCAGUGAUGAAGCAGGAUCCUCUUUCCAGAAAUGAGCCUGAAGAAGAGUUACAACACACCCUGAAGAAAGAGGAGACAUUGAGCCAGGAGGAAGUGUCCUGCCUGAAUCCCCCCAACACAGACUGCCACCGAGCCACACCUGUGCUCCACAGUGAUCUGUGUCCACAGCCCGAGUGGAGACAUCCCAGCCAGCCACAAUCAGACACAUUCAACCCUGAGCAAAGGGACCAAGCCGAUGGAACCCUCUCUAAGACCCCAUAUCCACACAACUGGGACAACCAGAACAGUAAGCCUAGGUAUAGCAGUCUAGCUGACCCAAGCACACCUGACACGCCGGUAGCUAAAGACACAGACAGUCACAGUUAUGGACAUGGUGGGAGGGUGGGUAAGGUGUUGCCCAUGUGUAAGCAGAGCCCACCCCCACUGCAGCUAUACUCUACAGAGCCACUCACAGACAAACAGGACUCCCCCAGUAAAAACAAAGAGAUAAAUCAGUGUCACGUGUACACGCCAACAGCAUACUCCAAGGACAACCUGGGGGUCAUGUCCCCACUAGCCAAGAAGAAGCUCCUCUCCCAAGUCUGUGAGACAAGUCAUUACUCAUUCAGUUCCCCUCAUCUUCCUACUCCCACUCCAUCAGUCAGUGGGGGUGAUGUAAGCGACAGCUGCGUAGAGGAGGUAGUGAAACUGAGGCAGGGCUCCAUCCCGGACAGCCCAGAGAUGGCUACUGUCUUCAGGCCUUCUGUCAUCCAGCAUGCCCAAAGCGUCAAACCCCAGCAAGAGAGGAGUCCUCUGGGGGAUCUGUCUGAGCCUUUCACUUGCAGAGUGAGCCACUUCCAGCCCCGGCUCAACCCACCCUGGCACCCCUACCUCCACAGGACUGAGCACCAGGAUGGAGUGGAGAAUGCAGGAGAGACACGGAUGCAGCAGCAUCCCAGUCAGGCACCACCAGGCUUUGCAGGCGACUGCUACUCCUCCCCUCACCUACACAACCUCUACCGGCAGACAGAGAACUGUCUGAGCCAAGAGCGAAUGGCCAAUUAUCCCAACAGAGACAAACAGGGACAUUUUAUUGUGGAAUGUCAGAGCAGCGAGGGCUUCAGCUUAAACAAUCCUGACAGAGAAGGGUUGGCUUACAGAGCUCCCCACUUCUCUGAGAGGACACAAACACAUGGGGAUAGACCAUUGGACGAGGAACCCCGAGAUUUCAGUAUUUCCAAGCCUGUCACUCAAAGAAUGUCUUUCACAAAGCCCUCUUUCUGUGGCCUCCCAUAUCCCAUGAUGCAUCAGAGUUUAGACUAUCACCCCAAAGCAUGCAGAGUCCUCCCCAUGACUAUAUCUACCCCCAAACAAAGCCCAGACCCCCCUCAGCCCUUCUUCAACCCUAAAAGCCACGCUGAGACUGGCAGUGCCUCCAGACCCAGUAAGAGAAGCCUGGGGGAACUAGAGAACGAGGGGGUGCCAGACCGCAAGGUGCGAGUGGUGACCCCCAUGCACCCCGCCGGCUCUGUCCGCAGGGGCGACCCACAGGGGGAGGAGCUCAAACCAGCUGAACCGGCGCAUGCCAUCCACCUCCACAUUCCUGAUGGCCACACCUACCCUCCCCACACACCCUUCUACCCAGGGAUGUACCCCGGGAUGCAGGAUGCCCUCCAUCACAACCUCCAGUACCUGAAGAGCCAGACAGCUGUGUCCCCCCUGGUCCCUCCACUAGCCUUCCACUCCAUGAUGCUACAGAGGCAGCUGAUGGCCUCACAGCCCAGCCCUCAUCACUUCUACAGGCACCCUGGGGGGGCGGCCCUGUACGGGGACCUCCUGCACCACCUGUACCCCCUGUCCACCCUUACCCACCCACAGCUGUCCUCCAUGCACCCCAGCACCAGACUCUAACAGACAAACCCACAUGGAGCUUAACUGUCUACCUGGGACAGUGGAUCUAGUGUUCUAUUAUUCAGUAAGCAUGACAACACUGGUUAACUGUAGCUGGUGGAUUUAGUCAGGCACACAGUUACAUUUUUUUGUAUUUUUUGUUUGUUUUUGCACUGUGCUGUAUCACCACUUAAGUUACCUUGUCUCAAUUUGCACUCUGUAGUGUUUGUGUUCACCAACCAGGUCCUUUCUCUCGCUCAACAGUCAGGUUCUUACUAUCUUUAAGUGUGGAGGGACAGGAGACAGAGAAAAGCCAUUGGCAUGCAUGUCAGGGGAUAAUCAGAUUUGCUGGGUCUCCAAAGGGAUGGACUACAUCACUGCAAUGCAACAACCUCAUCCUCCAAAUGUGUUCUGGGGAUUUUAUCAGGUUGAAACACUAAAAAAAACAUGAGGGGCCUAUCUAAAAUAGACUCUUUACGAAAAGUUUGCCAUUGGAAAAGUUAAUGCAGCUGUUAAGCAUUAGGCUACUCCACCUUCAAUCAAGUUUUUAAUAUCUUUUUAGAGCUCUCUAGUGUGGUGCUUUGGCCUGUUUCUGUUCAUGUAUAAGUCAACUACACCUGUAUUCUUAGGAAUUACUGUGUUAAACCACGGUGCUGUACAAAACCACAAGGCCCUGAGGUAUUGUAUGUACAGUACCAGUCCAAAAUGUGGAUACAACUACUCAUUCCAGGGUUUUUCUUUAUUUUUACUAUUUUCUACAUUGUAGAAUAAUAGUGAAGAUAUCAAAACUGUGAAAUAA